Messenger RNA from Homarus americanus (American lobster), 1300 nucleotides. RefSeq lists its product as uncharacterized. The transcript has 3 exons. NCBI's taxonomy places the organism in Eukaryota, Metazoa, Arthropoda, Malacostraca, Decapoda, Nephropidae. The coding region runs from base 255 to 815 and encodes 186 amino acids. The record is from RefSeq and is a predicted model, not a curated record.
CUGAAUUAUGAUUACUGUUUUGAAUAUUUUGUCUUUGUUCUGAUAGCAACCAGAUGGACUUAAUGUUAUGAUAUGUUUUAGGUACUCAGAGUCGCCAGAAUUAUGUGCUUGAGUCUGUCCCGGCAAGAAACAGACGUUUGGUGCAGCAAGAGAGUUCGGGGUCACGAAAACGAAGUACAGCAGUGAAUAACCGUGGCUGCAAAUCUGUAGGAUCCCAAAGAUCGGUGACCCAAAUUGGGGAUAACUCGAGUAAAAUGAAGAAAGUGUCCACUGUUACUCCAGAGAAAGAGAAUGAAAUUUUUAAAAAGAAAGAGUGGGUAACAGUAAAUAAAGAUAGCAAGAAAAGUGGACCCCCUCUAUCAAGAACAGAUGCAGUGCAUAUAGCUGAUGUAAAAUCUGUUCAAGAAACUACAGUCACUACAUCCAAGCCAAAGAGAAAAUUAGAAAGUACACGUGAGGGAAGAGUUCGUACAAAAAAAAUGAAAACUCUUGAAUCUGGAACAUCAGCCACCAAUGACAACAAUAACAACUCAGAUCUUAAAAUUGAGACAAAGGAUGAAAUUGAGAGAGUCUCAAAUCCUCCAAUGCAGCAAGUGGUGUCACAUGACCAUGGGUACUUAAAGGCUCCUUCUUUCCAUAAAUAUGAAGUGAAAGAAAGAGAAGCUGCCGUAGGUGAAGUCCUCACUGCUGAAGGUCGACCAAAAUACCCAGGCCAGGACUCCACACAGCUAGUUCGGCUGAUACUGAACGUGGUUUUAGCGAGGUCAAACUCGUUAAGACAGACUGGCGCAUUCGUCUCACUGAUGACCACCUGAUGGAUCUCGUGGCGGUUCAGUUGCAAACAGAGAGUGUUGACAACUUCAAUCCGGACAAAGCCAUUGCCAGAUUCCUAACAACUGGGGCCUGCCGUGUGGAUGGCUUCACUCACACUGCUGGCUGCAGCACAGUGGAAGAUCUGGACGACAACAAUGAGUUGAACGAGGAGCAUGUACAGGAAAUGCUUGUUCAAAUGCAAUGAAAAAUUUGUGCUCUAUGCAAUUUAGUUAAUAUGUGAUUAUUCCAGUGUUGGUUUAUGAUUUAACAUGGUUUCUACUAGUAAAUAAAUCUCACACAGUAAAUACAACUUUGUAUAAACCCAGUAAGUUCCAAUGUUUAAUGUAUAUUGACAAAUUGUUUAAGGGCUAGCAAAAAUUUAUAAGGACUAGUAAAUUUUCAAAUCUACUAGUCCUGCUGGCAACUGAAAAAUGGUGAAUUUCUACACCCCCCCGUUUUAAAUCGACGUUCUACUGUACCUCAUAGG